CCUGGACAUUGUAGCAGAAUGCCUCAAGUGAGAUCCCUCCUGGAAAACAUCUUUCCCCAGCCCCCUACAGGCGGGAUUUACGUGGCUUAUAGAAGAGAUGAAAUGUGGUCUGAGGGACGAUAUGACUAUGAAAGACUUCCAAGAGAACGAGUACCUGCUCGAAGUCACCGCAGUGAUGGCUACCAUAGAGUAGUUAAUGUUGUGCAGAAACCACCACUGCUAGACAGAGCUGGGGAAGGAAGCUGCAAUAGAUAUGACAGUCAUGUUGAUUACCGAGAAUAUGACGAGGGCCGCGGUUUUUCCCAUGAUCGAAGAAGUGGUCCAUCUCACAGAGGAGAUGAAUCUGGUUAUAGAUGGGCAAGAGAUGAUUAUUCUGCAAGCCGACAGCCUGAAUACAGGGAUGUGAGAGAUGGCUUUAGAAGAGAAAGCUUCUACUCCCAUUAUGUGAGAGACCGGUCUCCUCAUAAAAGGGAUAAUCCGCUUUUCAGAGAAUCACCUGUAGGCCGAAAGGAUUCUCCACACAGCAGAUCCGGCUCCAGUGUCAGUAGUAGAAGCUACUCUCCAGAAAGAAGCAAACCGUACUCUUUCCAUCAGUCGCAAUAUAGAAAUAAAGAGAGGCCUGUACAGUCUUUGAAAACAUCAAGAGAUACUUCACCCUCAAGUUCUUCAGCAGUUCCAUCAGCAAAGGUGUUAGACAAACCCAGUAGGCUAACUGAAAAGGAACUUGCCGAGGCUGCAAGCAAGUGGGCUGCUGAAAAGCUAGAGAAAGCAGAUGAAAGUAACUUGCCUGAAAUUUCUGAGUUUGAGGCGGGAUCCACGGCACCAUUGUACAUUGACCAGCCAGAAGAACCUGAAUCAAAUGCAGCAGAUGGCAUAGAGUUAUUUGAAGACAGUCAGCUAACCAGUCGCUCUAAAGCAAUAGCAUCAAAAACCAAAGAGAUUGAACAGGUUUACCGACAAGACUGUGAAACUUUCGGGAUGGUGGUGAAAAUGCUGAUUGAAAAAGAUCCUUCAUUAGAAAAGUCUAUACAGUUUGCAUUGAGGCAGAAUUUACAUGAAAUAGGUGAGCGGUGUGUUGAGGAACUCAAGCAUUUUAUUGCAGAGUAUGAUACUUCUACUCAAGAUUUUGGAGAGCCUUUUUAGAUUUCUUGCUCAGGCAAAAAAAAAGUUGCUAGAUUUUUUUCCCUCCCGGAUUGCGUAAAUCCUUAAUAUAUGGAAUUUUUGUGAUGAAGAGAAAUAGUUUAUGAUAGUUGACCGCACUUCCAAUAUCAAAUAAACAUUUAAAAUAGUCUGUUUAAAAUAUUUUAAUUAGAUUUUUUUCUACAUGUAAAGCCUCCUAAUUCACAUGCAUCUUU
Lemur catta (Ring-tailed lemur) is the source of this 1355-nucleotide messenger RNA. Its product is annotated as periphilin-1-like. Gene Ontology annotation, biological process: protein localization to heterochromatin; negative regulation of DNA-templated transcription; negative regulation of gene expression, epigenetic. Lineage: Eukaryota; Metazoa; Chordata; Mammalia; Primates; Lemuridae. Gene Ontology annotation, cellular component: nucleoplasm. The record is from RefSeq and is a predicted model, not a curated record.